This is a messenger RNA of Anisakis simplex (herring worm), 597 nucleotides long. The record is from the annotation of a GenBank genome assembly. Lineage: Eukaryota; Metazoa; Nematoda; Chromadorea; Rhabditida; Anisakidae.
AUGUUCAGAGUGCCUUUUGAAGGUAGCAAUGGCCUGACAAUAACACAUCCGGAUCGCGAAAAAUGGUUCCCUCCGGACUCAUCAUAUUCUUCGAUUCAUUCGCCAAGAGUGAAUUCAAAUGAACCGUUGGGAAAUGUUCAUUUGUACGGACGGAAUCUGAGCGAUGUUCGAAACCUGCUGACAAAUUUAACAAAUUUGGAUCACGAUUUCGCCAUAAGUAAUCGUGAUUACGGCAGCAGUUACAUCUUACCGGUGCUGAAGGCGGUCAAAUAUGAUAACAAUACAGUGCCAACUGUUUUUGCAGACGUGCCAGUGAACGUGCGUGUUUUGUUGAAUAUUAUCCAUUUGGCAAAUUUUGACUCUCUUCAAAUGGACUACACAAUUGAUUUGGAGAUGCAAAUGCGUUGGUUUGAUUUGAGACUGGCGAACAACUAUACGAAAUCGAUUCUGAUCCGUGAAAUGAGCGUUAUGGAGAAAAUUUGGACUCCUGAUCCAUACUUCGUGAACUCCAAAUAUUCCUAUUUUCAUAUGGUCUCAUUUCCAAAUUUCCGGAUGCGUAUCAGUCCGAAUGGUCUUGUUGUAUACACUCUAAGGUGA